Drosophila novamexicana is the source of this 6424-nucleotide messenger RNA. RefSeq lists its product as uncharacterized. Lineage: Eukaryota; Metazoa; Arthropoda; Insecta; Diptera; Drosophilidae. The record is from RefSeq and is a predicted model, not a curated record. Bases 1059 to 5741 code for a protein of 1560 amino acids. The transcript has 9 exons.
GCGAACACGAAAUAACCACCGUGAAAGACUUUUGCCAAGAAGCACGUGCACAACUCUUGAAUAUAGCUAGCAAAAGAGGACACACAGUGAUGCCCAUCUUCUGCAGGCUAGAGAUGAGCGCUGGCCGUGACUCGUUACUGUGCGUCGAAGAAGAAGACAAAGUAACGAGACGUUGGACAGGACAAGCUCUCAAAACUGCUAUGCCAAAGUAUCGUUGGAAGAAAAAUAACUACUUGUUCGAAAAACGAUCAGAUCUCUGUCAUUGAGGCGCAUAUUUUUCGGCUAAUUUGGUUACGAUUCCUUAGAACCAGAAGAUCAAUUCCACAAAUCAGCUGAUUCAAAUUGCUUUGCUGUUUUCGUGUUCAUUUCUAUCGUAGCAGGCUUUCGUUGUGUUUCGGAAAUGAUUUCAGAGCAAAUUCGACAUGAAAACUUCACUUUUAGUUACAAUCUCAUAGUGAACACAUCACAAAAAAAAUCAAUCUAAAAAAUUCAAAACAUAAAUUUUCUUAAAAAAUUUUGCGAACAAAUUGUGAAAGUGUAGGUGCGUUGAUUAUUAUUGGAUAUAUACAUAGAAUUUCUGAUUGACAAAGGGCUCUGCGAGGUGGAUUGACCAUCCAAACUUAUAAUUGCUGUUAUAUUCUUGGAGCAUUGUGGGAUUGACAAAGCUCAGCAAGUACUGUAAUUAGGACAUUCGGAAAGUUAUUGAGUGAUUCGGAAUACUUUCUGGAUCUCAGUAGUCCAUGUUCGAACUUCAGAUAGUCACGCAGCAUGGAUUAAAAAUUAUUUCUAUUUACAAUUUCCCAGUGUACAAAGAAAAACAAAAACAAAAAAUAUCUUUAAAAUUUAUAAAAAUAACAAAAAAAUUUACAACAUUGCAAGAAUUGAAGGCAACAAAUCCGAGGAUAACCUCAGGUGAACGGCGGCAACCAUUGGAGAACUUGUCAGAUCUUUGUAAAGCGCCUAAUUGGGACUUCAACGAAUAGGACAGGCCACAAUUGCCAAUAAGCUUACAGAUCGGAUUCUUUAGUUCCACGCUAACAUCAGCAGUGUGAAACACCAUGACUGAUCCAUCUAUUGGCUCUUCGUCCCCAAACUGGGCUAGUCUCAUCUCAAGUGGACUCAUUCCCACCUUUAUAAGUGAGCUACCGGCGGCAAGUAAUGUCCAAGUUUCGAAUACCACGGGACCAUCCUCGGAGGCGACACGGGAUCUGCCGCUGUUGAUGAGUAGCUUGAGCGGUCAGAUGUCGCCUUAUGCGCCCGUCUUUCAUCCCAUGGGCUCGUAUGCGUCCCAUUUGCUGGCUCUGGAGCAGGCAGCACAGAUCAAUCCACAAUCGCUGCCCCCGCCGCCACCACGUCCGAUGGAUCCACACCUUGAGGACUACUAUGACAGACCGCCCAUAACGGAGCUCUUUAACUACAAUGGGCCGCACCAGAUGCAGGCACACAUGUAUCCAGCUGACUUCGGCGAUGGCGCCGUUAUGAACGGCUGCACAGUGGAUCUAACCAUUCGGGUGGCUCCAAAUCCCCGCACUUAUCCUCCCAAUCAACGGCCACGCGGCAACUGGCACGAGCAACCGAACCGCGAUUUCUGGUCGGAGGUGGAUCCGCAAAGCGUGCCAGUGCCAGUGCAGCGGUUAAUGCCGCCGCAAAUGCAUAUACAAAUGCCUCAUAUGCCGGGCCAAAUGCCGGUCCAGAUGCCUGUUCAGAUGCCCGUCCAAAUGCCGGUCCAGAUGCCAGUCCAAAUGCCAGUCCAAAUGCAGCCCCAAAUGCUGAUCCAAGUGCAGCAGGCGCCACCAAACCAUGAUUACUGGCGGGAUAUGGAACAGCAGGCAGUCUUUAUGGGCCAGCGGGAGCAGAUGCAGCCGAUAUUGCCAACCCAUCAGUUUGUGCCCGAUAUGGAGCAGCAGGUCCCAGCUGCAAUGCAAGCCGCACAAUCUCAAGCAGAAACACAAGGACAGCCACAACCCGAAACACAACCACAAGUCCGCGACUUUUGGCAUGACAUCGAUCGGGGUGCACCAGCCGGAUCGCAGGCACAGCACGUGCAGCCACUGCUGCCGGGUCGUGAGUAUUGGCGGGAUGUGGAGGCUGGUGUGCCACUGCAAGCCCAAUCACAGUCACAGCCACAGCCAGCACCUCUGCAUCUCGAUUUUUGGCGGGACAUGGAACAACAGACCGCUGCUGUGGCACCACAGGCCCACAAGCAGUCCGCUCUGCCGCUGCCUGGUGACUAUUGGCGGGAGGCACAUGCACUGCCGCCAUCCUCCGAAUAUUGGCGAGGUGUAGAGCAACUAGUCGCUGCGGUUGCACCACAGCAACAGCAGCAAACACAGCAAACACAGCAACAGCAGCACCAGCACCAGCACCACCAGCACCAGCACCAACACAAGCCGCAGCCACAGAUGAUGCCGCUGACCCGCGACAUUUGGAGGGAUAUAGAGCAGAAUGGCUCGGCUCUUGCAGCACACACACAGGCACCGCAGCAGCCUACCUCAUAUGAUUAUUGGCGGGACAUUGAACAGCUCAUCGCCGCAUUUGCUGCACAGCCGCCACAGACACAGCCACCGCCACCACCUCCACCGCCGCCAGCAGCAGCGGCAGCAACAGCAGCAGGAGCAGCAGCGACGGCCCAACCAGUUCUCAAUCCCUGGCAGGACAUGGAGCAACAGAAAGUUGCAGUAACGCCGCAAACGCAUGCUCGGGAGUAUUUAAGGGAAGCGGAAAAGAAGGCCGGGCCAUCAGCCGCAGGCGGAGCACAGAUGCAGGGACAGAUGCCCGGACCGCAGCUACCAAUAUGGUGGCCAAGGAACGAGGCGCAUUUAGCUGGAGCUGCGCCACAGCCAGUGGCUCAGACGAUACCGUCCCGCACCGACUGGUGGCCAGAAGUGGAGCAGAAGCUAGCUCAGCCUGUCGAUGUGGAAGAACGCGUUCCAGCUGGAAGAGGUGCUGGUAGUGCACCAAAGUUUCCACCACAGCCGGCACAGGCAAGUGCUAUAAUACCCUCGCUGCGCGAAUGGUGGCCAGCAAACGAGCUGGUCGAAGCUGCCGUACCGGAGUGGUGUCCGGAGAAUGAACCCAAGAUACACGUUCACCCAGUUCCCUCGACCUGUGCAUACUGGAACGACAUGAAGCAACUACCCGCAACUGGUGCACCACAGCCGCUGUCACCUCCGAAGCCGCAGUCGCAUCAAGCAAUUGCGCAGGGACAGUCGGUAGCGCCGCCAAGCGAAUGGUGGCCAGAGCUGGAGCAGAAGACGGCUUCAGCUAUGGCGCAGUCAGCAGUGCAGGCGGCACCGUUAUUUCACAAUCUUUGCCAGGACAAGGAACAGCACCAGGGCUCGGCCGCUGGAUUCACGGAAAUGGAGCAGCAGCAGCAGCCGCAGGCACAGCCACAGCCACAAACAUCAGCACCACCACGCGAAUGGUGGCAAGCGGCGGCAUUUACUCCGCAGCAGGAACAGACGCCUUCACAGCAGCCGGUGCAGCCUGUGCAGCCGCGCAGUAUUGAUUCGAGCGUUGACUGGGUGCCCUACUCCUAUGCAUCGCUGUCAGUGCUGAAUCUGCCCAACACAUUGUCGGAAGCUAAAUCGGAUAUGGCUGCCGCAUUCGAGGAUAGAAAAGUGGAAUCUGGAGCGACAGCUAUGCCAAAGGCCAGGAACAGCACCAGCAGCAGCUGCGAUACGCAAACGGCGGACUUUCCAUCCUUUGAGGACUUUGCCCGUCAGGUGAGCGAGUGCAGCCUGUCCAGCUCGGAAUAUAUUGCCACAUUGCGAAACCUGAUGAUACGAGCCCACAACCUGAUGCUGCCCUUGCUGCGUGGCCGAUUCGCCAACAUGACCCAGGUCCAGAUGGCCGCCUACACGACCGCAAUUCUGGAGGUGACGCCUCUGCAUCCGAGUCUGUUCCUUCCCUCGAGCGUGGCCCGUCCCUGGAUGGGCAACGGCGGCCUUCUGCCGCCCUGUCAUCCACACAGCCUGACACCUCAGGAUCUGGCCCGCAUAAAUUUACCGCCAUGCCCACAGCCACGUCCCAUGUUGGUGAAUGUGGGCACGCAGACCGAUUACCAUUGCUGGUGCAUGCAUAUAAGCAUGUAUCCGCCGCCGCCGUUGCAUGGGCCGCCACCGCCGCGGGCACAAGGCAAUCCGGGUCCACACUUUGCCACACCGAAUGGACCGCGCAUGAUGGCGCCAUGUGGCACAGCGCCUCUAAGUUUCUGGGGCAGACCCAUAGUGCCCAUGCAUCCGCAUCCGUAUCCGCAUGCCCACCAGAUGCCACGCCCGCAUGGCUCUCGUUAUGGCUAUCGCAUCAAUACCUAUAGCGUGCCCUGUCGCUUUGGCCCCGCAGGCAAUGGACGUUCGCGCCACAUGGGCAUGUAUGGCGCGGCCAUGCAGCCGCCGGGCGGCCACCAAAGCGAGGACAAUGCCAGCACGGACAGGAGCUCAAAUCAGUAUAUGGAACAGCCGCAGCCGCAGCAGCAGCAGCCGCAGCCCGCAACAGGACAGGUGUCAUUGAGCAACAUAUCCCUACUCCACGCCAACCCGUCCGGCUUGCAGCGCCAGAUGCAAAUGCAAAAUUCGCUGCAGCAACACUCAACGCAUCAGUCGCCGCUUCAGCAACAACUCCAUCAACAGCAACAGCAGCAGCAGCAACAGCAACAGCAUCAGCAGCAACAGUCUGGCAGUUCGUCCGGCAGUCAGUCGAGCUCGCCCGUGCUCCAUGCCGAGCAGCAGUCGCGCCGUUGCUUGCCCAGCACCUCUUCCGGCAGCCAGUCCAGUUCGCUGAGUCCACGAUCCUCCAGUUACAGCUCGUCGAUAAUAAGCAACAACGACAGCGAGGCCGAUGACUAUGAUGACAACGAUAACGACAACGAUAACGAUAACAAUGUCGAUAACGCCGUCGGUAUCACGGUGAACACAGAAACCAGCAAUGUGGAACAGGCAGUGGGCACCACAACGGAUCUGCGACUGCCACCUGCAGAUAGAGAGAACGAGGUUCCAAUUGUCGAGAAUCCACGCCGUGAUCCGAUAGCUCAGUCCCCGCAGUCCGAUGAGAAUGGCAACGCAGAUGCGACAACUGCCAAUCGGGUGGUUAUGAAGCAGGUUAACAACAUAUUCCUACAGCCUACCGGCCCAGUGAUGCCCACAAUGCCGAUGAUGCACUUCAUAAUGGCGCAGGGCAACGGCCAGGGAGAUAUGCCUCCUAUGAUCUUUGACAUGAAUGACAAUUACAGUCCGAAUACAAACUAUGCUCAGUUUUUGCCCAACAUUAAUAUGAACAUGAACAUGAAUAUGUUUGGCAAUCCAAUGGGCAAUUCAAUGUCCAAUGUCCAUGUCAUGUCCACCGAUAUGGCCGGCAAUUUCUGUCAGCUAAUGCCAGAUGUGGCCAUGAUGAACACGGCUAUGAUAUUACCGUAUUCCACCUAUAAGAAUCCAAAUGAGCCUUACACCCCGAUGGACAUGCACGAUGGCAUGAACAUGAACGAGAACUUUCCCUCAGCUAACGCUACCAUAAUGGCGAUCCCACUUGAGGAUAUCAAUCCGAUUCUAAAUCCCAAUGUCUAUAUGACCAACAACGAGCUGUUGGUCAGCAAUGAUGGCAAUAUCAAUGAGUGCAGCAGCAACGAAGUCUUUAACGCUGCUGAUCACUGCAAGGAGAGUAACAUCAAUCAAGAACUUACAGCUAAUGAGCGUGAAUCAAUCAGCAAGCUCACAUCUGCUGCACAACAGCCAGAGGAAAAUUAAAUACCGAGAGAAUAAACGAAAAAGCAAACACAUGAACACACUGCCAUUUAUAAUAAUAAUAAUAUUCGUUUCAAAAUGCUUCGCCAUCCAUAUCAAUCGUCAUCAAUUAUCAGUUACAGCAGGACGACUACUCGAACCGAUCAAUCAGCUGCGAAUUCAACAUUUACACGAAUCUUAUCAAAAAUACUUUCAAACUAAUUGUUCAAUUACUGUUACUUUCCACAUACAUAUCACUGUCGCGUGUCUUCAAUCGUUGUCAACCAAAAUUUCAAACCAAUUUUUUAUGUCAUGCGUAUAUGCUUCAUACAUACAUGUGUAUAUAUAUGUAUAUAUAUUAUUUGCAAGCAAACAUUAAAGCAAGAGCUUUCUUCUUGUUGCAUUUUGAGAUUGUAACAGGAAACUCAACACACACACACACACCCUAACACUCAUGCACACAAACACACUCACGCACACAAGCACAUCCAUCCAUCCAUCCAUUCAUUCAUCAAUCCGUGUCAAUCAGCAUCAAUCUACAGUAGCAAGAAAUGAAAUAUCAACUUAUUCAAUACACAAUACAAUUGUAUUUGAAAUAAUUAUAACCAUUAGCUAAUAUUUGGCCUCCACAAUAAUCCUGUAAAACACACCCACACACACAUUCACACACCACAUCCACUCACCCACACUCACACACGUACAUUAAA